Molecule: messenger RNA, 297 nt
Organism: Fonsecaea multimorphosa CBS 102226
Lineage: Eukaryota; Fungi; Ascomycota; Eurotiomycetes; Chaetothyriales; Herpotrichiellaceae
Exons: 1
Coding region: 1-297 (98 amino acids)
Source: RefSeq, a predicted model, not a curated record
AUGUCGCACUCUUCGUACGGCACAUGGCGCCGCUUGCUCGAAGAGCACAAAGCUUCAUUCGAGAACAUCGGGCAUCCUAUCCCAUCAGAGAUUGUCAACGAAAGUGCCUUUCGCUUCCACUUUGAGACUCUUUGCCGCGAAUACGGAGACAAAUAUCCUGCGCGUGCGCUGUCCAAGAUCCACAGUAAUGGCGUCGAUAGCUACGCUUGUGCCAUUGAUACGGCGUUGGGCUUGAAUCCGCCCAACACACUGGCUGGCCUGACGUAUGGUGGCCUCUUCGCUGUUACCCAGGUCUGA